Menidia menidia (Atlantic silverside) is the source of this 1420-nucleotide messenger RNA. Lineage: Eukaryota; Metazoa; Chordata; Actinopteri; Atheriniformes; Atherinopsidae. The record is from the annotation of a GenBank genome assembly.
UCUGCGUUUCGGCGUCAUUCAGGACCCAUACGAUCAACAUGGCGGCCACUGGCUCGAAAUCGGUUUUAUUCGUGUGUUUGGGGAACAUUUGUAGGUCCCCCAUCGCUGAAGCUGUCUUCAGAAAGAUGGCAACAGAUGCUGGUGUUGUUGAUAAGUGGAGGAUAGACAGUGCUGCCACCUCCACCUAUGAGAUAGGAAACCCUCCAGACCAUCGCGGUCAAGCCUGCAUGAAGAAGCAUGACGUGCCCAUGAGGCAUGUGGCUAGGCAGUGGGUCAUAGACAGUGGUGCCACAUCAGACUGGAAUAUAGGCAGCUCACCGGACGCCCGCGGUCUGGCAUGCCUUAGGAUGAAUGGCAUUGAGACAAGCCACAGGGCCCGACAGGUGACCAAGGACGAUUUCAUGAGUUUUGAAUACAUUCUGUGCAUGGAUGAAAGCAACAUGAGUGACCUCACAAGAAAGGCCAACUCUGUGAAAAACCACAAAGCUAAAAUUGAGCUGCUCGGUUCUUAUGACCCUCAGAAGCAGCUGAUCAUCAAAGACCCGUAUUAUGGAAGUGACGAAGACUUCGAAAAGGUGUAUGUACAGUGUGUAAGAUGCUGCACAGCUUUCCUGGAGGCCAACUCCUAACACCGCAUCUUUUGUGUGCCUGAUGGAUGAACGGGAAUUUACAACCUAAAAUGCUUUGGCUGUAAGCACUUAUUAAUAUAACCACAUAACAACUAUACCUGAAGGGCAACGAGAAAACGGUCAGGGUUGUAGAUCUGACAAACACAUUGCAUCUACUUAGAGAAGAGCUGGCUUUACAGACUGUAAAUGACGUUAAUAAAGGCAAUUUGGACUCUUUUUUUUGUUUGUUUUGUUUCCUGCAGAUUAUUCAUUUUUACUUUGAGAAAGAAUUUUAAAAAAGACCUUGUUGAACUGUUUUCCAGUUUGGAUUGCCCGUACUCUCCUUUUUUGUUUUGAAACCAGUUUGACAGUAAAGUCAUGAUGUGUGUUUUCUGCAAAAUGACUGCAUUUACAAUAUUCAGACUACAGAUAUUUUCAGCAAGGCUUCAUUUAUUGAAACUAUCUUGAAAUCAAAAUUGAAGAAGGAAAAAAGAUGGGAAAAGCUAUAUGAUUUUUGGAUCUAAAAUUUCUGACCAGAAAUACAUCUUCUUAUUCAUAUGAAAAGAAAAAGGAAAACUGUCGGCCCUCUUGUGUUAGUCACUCGUUCUCUGUCAGACUCUUUUCGUUCCCUUAUAUCUGAAUUGGUGUUACUCCCACUCGGCUGCUCUUCCCACCACUAAUACCGAUGACCAGCCCACACGUUUCACCUCCUCACUGUAGAGUUGUGAUUUCAUCACCGUGGGAGAUGGAAAAUCGGCUGUAAAUUAUUAAACAAGGGUGGAGUUCAGGGAGAGAUGAACCAACUGGUGACU